GUUCUCCCUCCGCGUGCUGGUGGGGGACGUGGCGCAGCAGAGCAACCUCGUGUGCGGCUGCCUCGCCGCCUCCGACCGGCUCGCCCUGGCCACGCUAGCGCAGCGCGCGGACGCCUCGCUGCACGAGGCGCUGCGGAGCCCCCCCGCCGCGGAGGCCGACCGCGUGGAGCUCGCGGCGGAGAUGGGGCAGAUGCAGCGGGCGUUCCAGCUGGGGGCGGAUGUCCCGACGUACGCGUUCCAGCUCAAGGUUGACCAGUGGCUCGACCAGGUCGAGCGGAAGGCGCGGGAGCACCUCUACCACGCCUGCGCGUCCCCGGGGUGCCCCAUGGAUAACUGGGUGCUCAAGGCGGACUUCGAGCAGGCGCGGACGGAGUCUGGCACGUGCACCUGGAUAUGCAACGCGGGCCACCAGAACACCGUGCUGCCAUCGCGGGAGGACAUCGACCAGAUGAACAAAAACAUCCUGCUGCACCCGGAAUUCUACACCGACCAGUGCGGCGUGGACUCCCUGAAGCUGCGGCGCUUCCGCCUCUGCCCGAUGUGCGUCCCAGAGGGGCUGUUGACCUUCGCCGUCCACGAGGCGGGGUGCAAGCAGUGGCCGGGCUCCGGGUCCGGGCACCGGCACCGCUUCUGCUUCCACUGCCUCAAGAAGUGGGGCACGAUGUGGGACGAGUGCAGCCACCACAAGAUGGACUGCAAGGAUCCUGGAAUCCAGCAACUCCGCAAGUCCGUGAAGGGCGGCGUGGAGGUCCUCGAGAUGGGCUUCGUCGACUCGGAGGAGUACAUCCGCUGGGUCUGGGAGGGCGGGCUGCCGCCCCCGACCGUGUUCCAGGGCUCCAAGGAGUCCGGCGUCACGCGCCAGGAGAUGCUCGGCAUGACGGAUCGCCAGGUGCUCCUGAGGGAGCUGCGGCAGGGCACCAAGUAG
This is a messenger RNA of Prorocentrum cordatum, 925 nucleotides long. The record is from the annotation of a GenBank genome assembly. NCBI's taxonomy places the organism in Eukaryota, Dinophyceae, Prorocentrales, Prorocentraceae.